AUGUCGACGAGUCGAAUGAUCUCAGUUGCGCAUGAUGAUUCAGGGGAUUACUGCACCGUUCAAGACGCAGUUGACUCUGUUCCUAUUGGAAACACGUGUCGUACUGUGAUCUGUAUCUCACCGGGGAUUUACCGACAACCGGUGUACGUGCCCAAGAAGAAAAACUUCAUCACUUUCGCCGGAAUUUCACCGGAAACGACUGUUCUUACUUGGAAUAAUACUGCUAAAAAUAUUGAUCAUCACCAGGGAACGUUUGGGUCCGGGACUGUUAUUGUCGAUGGAGAUGACUUUAUUGCAGAGAACAUUACUUUUGAAAACUCUGCUCCUCAGGGAUCAGGGCAAGCUGUAGCAAUAAGAGUCAGUGCAGACCGUUGUGCCUUUUAUAACUGUCGCUUUCUCGGCUGGCAGGAUACUUUGUAUUUGCAUAGUAAGAAACAAUAUUUGAAAGACUGCUACGUUGAAGGAAGCGUGGAUUUCAUAUUUGGAAACAGCACCGCACUCUUGGAACACUGCCAUAUCCACUGCAAAUCUCCAGGUUAUAUAACAGCACAGAGCCGAAAAUCGCCUCGGGAAUCUACUGGUUACGUAUUCCUAAGAUGUGUGAUCACGGGUAAUGGUGAGAGUGGGUAUAUGUAUCUAGGAAGGCCAUGGAGACCAUUUGGGAGGGUGGUUUUUGCGUACACUUACAUGGAUGUAUGUAUCAGAAACGUUGGUUGGCAUAACUGGGGAAAGGAAGAUAAUGAGGAGAGUGCUUGCUUUUAUGAGUACAAGUGCUUUGGUCCGGGUAGCUGUUUGUCUGAACGGGUUACUUGGUCGAGAGAACUGAAGGAUGACGAAGUUGAAAACUUUCUAGAUCAUAGUUUUGUGGAUCCAGAUGAGGAUAGGCCUUGGUUGUGUCCGAGAACAGGAGGCAGGACACCUUGCUCUGCGUAG
Messenger RNA from Eruca vesicaria subsp. sativa (arugula), 933 nucleotides. The record is from the annotation of a GenBank genome assembly. NCBI's taxonomy places the organism in Eukaryota, Viridiplantae, Streptophyta, Magnoliopsida, Brassicales, Brassicaceae.